Lathyrus oleraceus (garden pea) is the source of this 837-nucleotide messenger RNA. RefSeq lists its product as uncharacterized. The coding region runs from base 29 to 760 and encodes 243 amino acids. The record is from RefSeq and is a predicted model, not a curated record. The transcript has 2 exons. Lineage: Eukaryota; Viridiplantae; Streptophyta; Magnoliopsida; Fabales; Fabaceae.
UAACACAUAUGUGUAGUAGCGAUUUGAUAUGUCGAUUUUUUCUCCCACUUCUUCCACUCUUCCUUAUCAUUCUCCAAUUUCAUCACCAUGCUUUUCCCGCUUCGUCACCGCUUCAUUCGGCCGUCGCAUCCGCCGCCGCAGCCGCCGUCACAACAAACUCAAACCUUCCAUCCCUACCACCACCACAACCACAACCUCUUUCGAACCCAAGCUCGAAGCCGUAAUAGACCUCACAAUCUUCCCUUCCUUCCAUUCCAACAUUCGUCAAUUCGUUUCCUCCGGUGAAGCGGCAUACCGCGAUUUACAGACCUUGUUCACUCUCGACGAAAAUCGCAGAGUCGUCGUUUCGUGCCGGCCUUCCACUAUUCACUUCGUCGGAACUUCAGCUGCUUUGACUCUCGUAGCGUUUUCUGUUUUUAGAGUAUUGAUUGAAUUGGUUUCUAGGUUAGCGCCGUGGCGGCGAAACGCGUCUGGUUAUGGUAAAUCUAUGGUGCGCAGAGACCGGAGUCUUGGAGGGAAAGAGGUGGUUGUUGGAUUGGGUUCCAGGAGCGGCGUUACGGCGCCGAUUAAGCGGUCUUUGAAGAACAAUAAGGUUGCAGUUCAAAGGAAAUUGCCGAAAUGGUGGCCAAUUGUUAAUAAUCCCAAUCACAGUGAUUUUGAUUUUGACCUAAAUGAGCAAGAAGAAUACAGAAGAGAUGCUUACAGACUGGUUCGAGGUAAAGACACUCUUCUAAUUUCUCUACUGUUUUCCAUCCUUUAAUUCAAGUUGCAACUUACCCACUUGAUUUCCAGCAAUUAUUGACAAUAGAAUGGCUGCAAAAGACAUCUCUGAGGGUG